Messenger RNA from Dermatophagoides pteronyssinus (European house dust mite), 2933 nucleotides. RefSeq lists its product as uncharacterized. Gene Ontology annotation, cellular component: cytoplasmic vesicle; plasma membrane; bicellular tight junction. Lineage: Eukaryota; Metazoa; Arthropoda; Arachnida; Sarcoptiformes; Pyroglyphidae. Gene Ontology annotation, biological process: regulation of cell migration; actin cytoskeleton organization. The record is from RefSeq and is a predicted model, not a curated record.
ACUUUCAAUCAAAAAAAACAAAAUAGAGAUUCUCUGCUAAAUUCUUGACAUUAUUUUGAAUUGAUUAUGAGUGAUGAAUGAAUGAAUAACAACAAUAACAAUCAAUUUCCCAAUCAAUCAAUCGUUUUUGAAACAAAAAUAAACAAAAAAUGAUGAUGAUGAUGAAUAGAAAUAUCACCAACAACAACACGUGUCAAUUACAAUCACAACAACAACAAAAAUCCCAACAACAACAACAAAUGAUUGUUGAUCGAACAAAAAAUCCGAUUAAAAAUACCACCAUUCAUAUGAUGAAUGGUAAUGAAAUUUAUUCAAAUUAUACGGUAAAACAACAGCAACAGCCAUCGCAAACAACAACAACAUCAUCUGGUAGCGAAACAGAUAUAUCAACAUCGACGGAAAAUUUAUCUGCUGAAGAACAUUAUGUACUGAAAACAACAAUUCGACAAGAACCACAAGGUGAAGAAACAUUUUCCGAUAUUGAUUAUCAUUCACAAUCCAAAUCACAAUCAUCAACAUUAACUAAUAAUACAUUGAUUAUACAUGGAAAUAAUUCAUUAAAUCAAUCGAUCAAUUCUUAUUUAUUGCCAUAUUUUUAUGAUCAACAAUCAACAACAACACCAACAUCGACAACCGCAACAAAUGAUUAUCAUUCGAUUCUUAAUCAAUCAAUCAAUUUUAUCGACAAUCAAAAUCAAUUAUUAAGUUUAAACAUCAAUAAUGAUAACGAUAACCCAUAUUCGAAUAUUAAUUUAUUAAAAUUUAAUAAUAAUGUUAACUAUCUUAAUUCAUCACCUGAUUAUCAACAAACAACAACAACAACAGCAUCAUCGACUGCAACUAAAACAACAUCCAUCAAUUCUAUUGCUGCAUGUAAUCCACAGCUAUUUAUCAAUAGUAAUAAUAAUAAUGAUUCUGUGAUAAAAUUUCAGUCAUCAUCACAAACAACAACAACAAAUGAUAAUAUGAUGAACCCGAACAACAAUCAAUCAGCUGCUGCUGCAAUUAAUCUUCAACAACCAAUGCUAAAUGAUUACCUUAAUUCACUGAAAAAAGAUGAUUCCUUAAUGUUUAAAAAUUUUAAUCUGGAUAAUCUUGUUGUUGAUAAUAAUAAUCUACCUCUUUCAUCCGUAUCCGCAUCAUCUGCAUUGAUACCGAAUUCAAAUAUUCAACAUCAAUAUGAAAAAUCUUGUAAUCUGGCGACAACAACCGCAAACGCAACACCAUUUCAUCAUCAAAUGAAUGAUGGAGUUGGUCAAAAAUCACUGGAAAGAUUUUCAAUAUCACGUUCACAUCCAGAUUUAUCAAAAUUUUCCGAUGAGGAUUUGAUUCAAACACCAGCAUCUGCUGCUUUGAUUGUUAAUAAUAAUCGUAAUAAUCAUACCGGUUCAUUUCAUCAUCAAAUCAAUUUGAAUAAAUCAAAUCAUUAUCAUCAACAACAACAACAUCAUCAUACCAUUGAUUUAUUAUUGCUGGAAAAUACACAAUUACGAAAUGAAUUAGAUUCAUGCUACAAAAAGAUACAAAAAUUUCAAAAAGUAGAAUCAGAAAUACAAAAAAUCUAUCGGUCAUAUGAUGAAUUGAUGCAAAGUUCGGAAAAAAAGGAAAAAUUUGAACGUGAAGCUAGAUAUAAAUUGGAGAUUGAAGUGAAAAAAUUACAAAAACAAAAUAAAUCUCUUCAAGAACGGUUGGAUUCGAAUGGCACGAAAAAAUCGAACUAUGAAGAAUCUGAUUUUGAAAAAGAACUGAAUAAAAGAGGAACAUUAAUUUCUUAUCUGUUGAUGAAAAAUAAAGAAUUGAUUAAUUAUAAAGAAAGACAAGAAAUUGAAUUAGAAGCACAACGAUUGACAUUACAAGAACAACGAAAUCAUAUUGAAAUAUUAGAUACGGCAUUGAUUAAUGCGCAAAAUAAUAUUAUGACCCUUGAGAAUGAAUUACGUGCCAAACAAGGAUGGGAAGAGAAAACAUUAUUCCUUGAAAAAGCUUUAUCCAAUUUACAAUCAACCAAUGAAAGACGGCUGCAAAUGGAAAAACGCAUACGUACUUAUCUGGAAAAAGAAUUGGAAAAAUAUAAAAAUAUACAUACUAAUAAUCAGAAUGGUAAUGAUGGAUCGACAACAACCAACAAUCAACAACAGCAACAAUCUUCAACGACAACAGCAAAUUCAAUCGAUGAAAUAGAUACAUUGAAGGCAUCGAUCGUUAAUUAUGAAAAAAAGAUUAUCGAUCUUGAAGCUGAAGUUUCGAAAUGGGAACAAAAAUAUCUUGAAGAAAAUACAUUAAGAUCGAUUGAAGUUAGUGCAGCUUCAGCACCAAAAGAUGCGAAAAUUGCCGCAUUGGAACGUACAUCGCAUGAAAGUGAAAAAUUGAUUGCCGAAGCACGUAAUGAACGUUUAAAACAUAUGGAUGAGAUACAUAUUGCCAAUAGAAAAUGUGCUGAACUUGAAAGUCAAUUGAAAGAUUUAAAUUUUAAACUGGCCGAAAAAGAAACAAUCAUUAAUGUUUUGCAAAAACAUUCGGAUGAUAGAGAUGCUGUAUUACAGAAAACAUUACGUUUUACGCAAAAUGUAACUUCGGCACGACAUUCAAAAUCGGCCAGUACAAUGGGUUUAGUUGUUGGUAAUGCAGGUAAUACCAAUAAUCAUAAUAAUGGAUCAAAUUCGGUAAAUAACAACAAUAAUAAUGCUACAAGAUCAGCAACAAAUUCAGCCACAAUUAAUUUGGAUGAACAAAUUAAAGAAAUUGAAUCAUCACAAUUAUCAAAUAAAGAUUCAAUUAUCAAUGCUUUACGCAAUGAAAAGGAAAGAUAUCCAAAUCACUAUAAUAAUUGGAGAUUAUGAAUUUUUGUAUUUAGAAAUUUUUUUGUUUGUUUUGUUUUGCAAUAAUUUAAAAUAUCUAAACUAUGUAUGUAUGUAAACCAGAAUCAUUGAACU